Messenger RNA from Diversispora eburnea, 597 nucleotides. Lineage: Eukaryota; Fungi; Glomeromycota; Glomeromycetes; Diversisporales; Diversisporaceae. The record is from the annotation of a GenBank genome assembly.
AUGGAUCAAGUGGAUCAAGACUAUUGCCUUCAAAAACAAUCAUUUAUAGAAUCCCAAAUAGAAAUUCUUACGCAAGAAUUUCAUCCUUCAAAGAAAUGGAUAUCGGAAAAUAAAUUUGCAGAGGAACCUUUGAAUAUGAGUAUUGUAAAUAAUGCUGUAAAUAAAUUAAAUAAUAGCAAUAGAAUAGAAAAUAAACGAAUUUUUAAUCGUCACACCAUUCGUCAAGUAAUUGAACAACUUUCCAUCAUUCGUCGUCAAAAACUUAAGGAUUUAUUAGAUGGUCGGAUUAAUGUAGAGAUAAAGCCAAAUUAUGAUAAUAUAAAAUGGAUUGAAUCAUUUCCAGAGGAAUGGCCACCUCAAUUGGAGGAAUUCGAUGAAGAGAAAUUGGAGAAAUUAGAUGAGUAUGAAGAAAAGAGAUCACUUGUAUAUAAUGUACAAACAAAUUAUAUCGCAAUGAAAGAGAAGUAUGAAUAUUACAAGAAUCUUCAUAAACUCAUGGAACCAUUAAAUAAUUCAAAUCACAUUCAACAAAAUUUAAUUACUCGAAAUUCACCUGUGAUCGAUGAAAUUUCUAAAAUGAGAAUUUUGUGUAAGUAA